Messenger RNA from Cadophora gregata, 798 nucleotides. RefSeq lists its product as uncharacterized. The coding region runs from base 1 to 798 and encodes 265 amino acids. NCBI's taxonomy places the organism in Eukaryota, Fungi, Ascomycota, Leotiomycetes, Helotiales, Ploettnerulaceae. The record is from RefSeq and is a predicted model, not a curated record. The transcript has 2 exons.
AUGGGCGAUAUGCACUUUGAUUUGAAGCUGGGAUACCCUAGUUGGAGAGUUCUAAGUGAAAUGUGUGUCAACAUAGACAAAGCGGCCAAAAUGAUUCUCAGAAGAUUCGGCGUGGAUUACUUCUUCGAUGAGAAUCGAGAGUUCAGAGAAUUCCUCCUGUUCUGGGCCAGACGUUUCUGCAAGGUCGCCAGGAGGGCUCUGGAGAAGCCAAUGGUGCGGGAGGAGUGGGCGGUAGAAGUCGGCAAGAUUCUGUAUGCCUUACUAGAGUUUCUGAAAACGUCUCAUGAUGCGCUCUUGGAAAGAGAAGUGGAUGCGAUGCUAGAAUCUACCUUGGAAUUACUUGGUGAAGACGGCUUGGCAGUCACGCCGUUCCUUCCAGGCCAGAAGUCUCGCAUUUUUCGAGGGAAGAUCCACCUGAUAGACAGAGAUGAGUCCGACUCUAAACAGCGGGUCGCUGAUCUCUUGGACCAGAACGAAGACUUAUCAACAAGUGGCGAACGUGGGGGACCACUACAGCUUUCCAGGAAAAAUAUGGGUCUGCCGUCUGACAGUAUUAUACAGGAGAUAGAGGAUACUGAGGACGAGCGCAGAAGGCAAGAUGAGGCUCUCAUGGAAGACUUUGACUCGGACUCCGACUCAGAUUCUGAGGAUGAAAUAUUCCCACCUCUCCGCGAUGAGGCCAUUCACCCAAUCUGGAAUACGAAACCGCAGAAGGGUGAACUUCAAAGACGUUUCGUCUCCAAACCGUCUAAGGUACAGAAGCGAACUCCACGCCGACGCCGAACUCAGCCGACCUGA